This is a messenger RNA of Paramecium sonneborni, 2342 nucleotides long. NCBI's taxonomy places the organism in Eukaryota, Ciliophora, Oligohymenophorea, Peniculida, Parameciidae. The record is from the annotation of a GenBank genome assembly.
AUGGAUGAACAAAUAAUAAAUGUGAUAUUUGAUCCAAAUUUCACUUCUUUUGAUUCAGAUUUAGCAAAUAUGAAUCUAGAUAAGAUGAUGUAAGUCACAUUUUCAGAAGAGAUUCUUUAAAAGAAUUUUUCUGUCAUUAUUUCUAUUCUUAAACAGUUACAUAAGGGUAUGGUACUUAUAAAUGGAUAAGUUAAAGAUAAUAGUGAUUGGGUUUAGGUAAUAAUAAUUAAUAAAUAAUAGAAAUUAAGAGAAGAAUCAUAAUAGACUGAUACAAAGGAUAAAGUUGAUGUGAUUGAUUCUUAAGUUAAGGAAAUUCAUUAGAAUUUUGCUACCAAAGCAGAACUUUAAGCUUUAAAAUAAAGAUAUGGUAUCAAAUCUAUACCCAUUAUUAUACUUUAGACAAUAUAUUGAGAGAUUAAGAUGUCUAAAUUAAAGAGAUUGCUAAGGCUUAAGAAUAGGAGCAAUAAUAAAUAAAUAAAAAUGCUGAAGAUAUUAUUUAGAAAUAGCAAUACAUUGAUUAAAUUAAUCAAGAAUUGGAUAAGCUUCGUAAACUUAUUAAUGAUCAAAAUAAAAUUAUAUCUGAUUUAUAAACUUAAAAACCAGAUACAAAUAUUAAUUAGAUCUAAUCAAAACCAUUAAAUGAUGAUUCCCUCAAAGAUAUACAAAAUCGUCUUGCUUAACUUGGUAAAUUCAUAUUUCUUAUUAAUUAGAAUCUUAAUACAAAGAAUUACUAAAAUAAUUGAAUAAUUAACCAAAAAAUCUAAUUUAACCACUCUAAGUUAAAGAUUAAGAUUAUAUUGAAUAACCAAAUUCGGAAGUUGAUUUAUCUGAUAUUAAUAAGAAGUUAGAUAAUCAUGAAGAAGAAAUAUAAAAAUUAUUUGAAUUACUUGAUGAAUUAAAAAAGAAAAAUAGAGAUGUUGUUACAGUAGGUGGAUAAUCUAAUAUUGAUAGUGAAGAUUUAUUAAUCAUUAAAAAUGAUAUCAAAAAAUUGUUCACUUUAUUAGAAUAAUUACAAACAUAAUUGAAUUUAGCAUCAUUUGGUAAUUCAGCUGCAGGUGAAGAAGGUAGUAAUAUAGCUGAAAAUUAAAUGGUUAUUAUUCUAGCUGAAAUUAAUAAAAUUAGAGCAUUAUUAGAAAAUUAUGCUACUUAAUAAGAUUUAACAAAUCUAGGUUAAAAAGUUGCACUCUAAUAAAAAUAAACUUAUGAUCAUAUUGAUGAAGAAAUUGAAAAAGUUAGAAGAGAAUUUAAAAUAAAUCUAGGUAAAAAAGGAGAAUUAUCAGAAUAAGAAAAAUUAAAAAAUGAAAUAGCAUAAAUAAAAGAUCUUUUAAAUAAAAAUAAACGAGGAUCUUAACCAUAAUUAGAUAGUAGUCCAUCUAAAGGACCUUAAUUAAGUCCAGAUUUCUUAAAUACUUUUAAAGAAUUAUAAGAUUAAGUUGCUUAAAAUGAAUAGUAAUUAUUUUAAUAUAUAAAAUUAGAGAAUUAAUUAAUCAUAAAUCUUAAUUUUCAUAAAAUGCUUAGUAAGUUUAAUAAAAGAUAGCAGAAUUAGAAAAUAAAAUGAAAUAAACUAAAACUGAUUCAAUCAUUUCAGGUUUAUAGGAAUUGAGAGAAAUUUAAGACUAAAUGAAAAAAGAUUAAGAUACAAAUAAGGCUAAGAUAGCAUAAUUUGGAAAGAAGAUAGAUGGAGUUGUUACAAGAGAAGAUUUAUUAGCUUUAUUUGAACCUAAAUUGAAAUAAACUCGUGAUGAGUUAUCUAAAUCUAUUGAAGAAUUAAGAAUAAAAUUAGAAAAAAAGGCUGAAUUGGAAGAUUUAGAAAAACUUUAAAAUGAUCUUGUUUCUAGAUUAGAAGAAGUUGUUUAAGCACUUAUUAAAUAAUUAGCUAAUAAAUCUGAAACUAAGAAAGCUUUAAUAUAUUUAGAAUAAAGAGUAUAAUUAUUUUAAUAAUAAUAUAGAUUAAUUAAAUAUUUAUGAUGCUUGAAGGAGAAGGAGGAUCAAAAGAUUAAGAAGGAUUAUUUGCAAAAAAAUAACUUUGGUCAUGUGCUUCAUGUGAUAAAGAAUUAGAUAAAUUUAAAGGCUAAUUAGGAGAUUAUAGAGGAUGGGCACAUUUCCCACCUAAAGAAACAUCUCCAGAAAGAAUGGGAAGAGUAUUUAUAUAUUAUUAUUUUAGUUUGGAGUUGGAUAUAAAUAAAUGCAAGAAAAAUCAAAAAACAAUAGAGAUAAAAUAGAUAAAGAAAGAUAUUAAAAUGAUAAAGACAGACCUAAUAGCCAAGCUAAUUAAUAAUUCUAUUAAACAGGAUCUUAGAUGAGUCAAAGUUAAAACAAUCUUCCAAAGAUUAAUAAAUGAC